This is a messenger RNA of Toxorhynchites rutilus septentrionalis, 469 nucleotides long. RefSeq names its product histone H2B-like. The transcript has 2 exons. The record is from RefSeq and is a predicted model, not a curated record. Gene Ontology annotation, molecular function: protein heterodimerization activity; structural constituent of chromatin; DNA binding. Bases 1 to 423 code for a protein of 140 amino acids. NCBI's taxonomy places the organism in Eukaryota, Metazoa, Arthropoda, Insecta, Diptera, Culicidae. Gene Ontology annotation, cellular component: nucleosome.
AUGAACGAACAAGCGGUCAAAGGCAAAAAGAGCGUGAAAAAAACAAAAUUAUUCAGUACGAUUUGUUCGCUCGUCGAAUUCACACUCGGCAAGGCGCAGAAAAACAUCUCGAAAACGGACAAGAAGAAGAAGAAAGUCCGCAGGAAGGAAUCCUAUGCUAUCUACAUCUAUAAGGUGCUGAAGCAGGUCCAUCCCGACACCGGUAUCUCGUCGAAGGCGAUGAGCAUCAUGAACAGCUUCGUCAACGAUAUCUUCGAGCGUAUCGCAGCUGAAGCCUCGCGUCUGGCCCACUACAACAAACGUUCCACCAUCACGUCCCGGGAAAUUCAGACCGCAGUCCGUCUGCUACUACCCGGUGAACUUGCCAAGCACGCGGUUUCCGAAGGUACCAAAGCGGUGACGAAGUAUACCAGCUCUAAGUAAAGAGCUGGUCCCGAAGGCGUUGAUUCCGAAACAAGUCAAAAAACAA